AUGUUAUUGAAGAACAAAAUAAUUGAAUCAGAAUCCGAAAAUGAUAAAGUUAUACAAGAUUUAUCCAACAAAAAUAAAACACCACAACAAGUUGCAGAUACUGAAACACCCAAGAAACAACACAGUGAUGCAACGGCUUCACCAAAUGAAACAUCAACAAAACCACCAAAAUCAACGAAUGAUAUAUCAACGAAACUUCAAUCUAAAACAAAUACAACAUCAGCAAAACCGUCGCAUAAACCAAAAGCAAUAACAAAAACAAUCAUGAGAAAUCGUUCCCCAAACUACUCAAUAGAUCCAAAUCUAUAUUCUAUAACCUAUGAUGAUUAA
Molecule: messenger RNA, 330 nt
Organism: Rotaria sordida
Lineage: Eukaryota; Metazoa; Rotifera; Eurotatoria; Philodinida; Philodinidae
Source: the annotation of a GenBank genome assembly